Molecule: messenger RNA, 2435 nt
Organism: Nomia melanderi (Alkali bee)
Lineage: Eukaryota; Metazoa; Arthropoda; Insecta; Hymenoptera; Halictidae
Gene: Pen
Product: karyopherin subunit alpha
Biological process (GO): protein import into nucleus
Cellular component (GO): cytoplasm
Molecular function (GO): protein binding; nuclear import signal receptor activity
Source: RefSeq, a predicted model, not a curated record
CUCGUCCGCCGAUCAGUAGCAACAGGUUCUAAGUACAAAGAAACUUCACGAGCAGCCAUUGUACAUUUGACGCGCGGGUCGCGAUCAGUUCACGAAGUGUCUUAUAAUUCACGAUCUGUUCCAUUUAUUCUCCGACUAUUUAUUGAUACAUUUACGAAAAUUUACAUAUUACAUUUUUGGGGAAAAUGCCUGCACCAGAGGUUGAAGGGCACGACCGUAAAUCUAAAUUUAAAUUCAAUAAUAAACAUGAAGAGGCACGUAGAAGGAGGAAUGAAAUAUCAGUGGAAUUACGAAAAGCUAGGAAAGAUGAGCAAUUAUUAAAGCGCCGUAAUCUCAAUAUCGGGCAAGAGCCACAAAGUCCGACAGGUGAAAGUACUCUAUCACCUGUUUCUACAUCGAUAGAUGAGAUCGUUGCCGGUAUGGGAUGUUCAGAUGAAACGAUUCAACUUCAAGCGACGCAAGCAUGCAGAAAAAUGUUAAGCAGAGAAAAGAACCCACCUAUAAAUAAUAUGAUACAAUGUGGAAUUGUACCACGUUGUGUUCAAUUCUUGGAUUGUCACCAUAAUCCUCCAUUACAAUUUGAAGCAGCAUGGGCAUUGACCAACGUAGCUUCUGGAACAUCAGAUCAAACUCAUGUCGUUGUCAAACAUGGUGCUAUACCAAAAUUAGUUGCACUGUUGAAAUCUUCAUCACCUAAUGUUGCUGAACAAGCUGUAUGGGCACUCGGAAAUAUUGCUGGAGAUGGACCCAUGGCUCGUGAUCUUGUUCUUGGCCAUGAUGCUAUGCCUCUUUUACUGGAAUUGAUUAAACCUGAUACUUCUGUAACAUUUACUCGUAAUAUUGUGUGGACACUAUCAAAUUUGUGCCGUAAUAAAAAUCCUCCACCUCCAUUUGAAAUUGUGCAAACUGCAUUGCCAGUGUUAAACCGUUUGCUUAGUAAUACGGAUAAGGAUAUACUUGCUGAUGCUUGCUGGGCUCUUUCAUAUCUCACCGAUGGUUCAAAUAAUAAAAUACAAGCUGUUGUGGACAGUGGAGUUAUUCCAAAACUUGUGGAUUUACUUACUUCAACUGAAGUAACAGUUUUGACACCUGCACUUCGUGCAGUUGGAAAUAUAGUUACAGGCACUGAUAUACAGACAGAUGCAAUAAUAUCAGCAGGUGGUUUACAACAUUUGGGAAUACUAUUGCAACAUCAUCGUAUUAAUAUUGUGAAAGAAGCUGCAUGGACCAUUAGUAAUAUUACUGCUGGUAAUGUGGACCAAAUUCAGCAUGUUAUAAAUGCUGGAUUACUACCACCCUUAAUACAUGUUCUACAAAGUGGAGAUUUCAAAUCUCAAAAAGAAGCAGCAUGGGCUGUAACCAAUUUAACUUCAGGUGGAUCAGUACAGCAGUUAGCUCAAUUGGUACAAUUAGGAGUGCUAGUACCAUUUUGUAAUUUGUUAGAAGCCAAGGAUUGGAAGACUGUAAUUGUUGUUCUGGAUGGUUUAAAUAACAUAUUAAAUGCAGCAGAGAAAAUGGGAGAAGUUGACCGAGUAGCUAUUAUGAUAGAAGAAGUACGUGGCUUAGACAAACUUGAAGCUCUUCAGCAGCACGAUGUAGAUCAAGUCUAUCAGAAAGCUAUGGCGAUGAUUGAUACUUUCUUCUCUGAUGGAGAUGCUGAAGAGUCAACAGUAACACCUACAACAACUGAUGGUCAAUUGGACUUCAAACCAACUGAAACAACACAAAAGGGUUUCAACUUUUAAAAUUCCUUAAUCAUUUUUCGUUUAAUAUAUUAGAGUGUGUUCCUCCAAUUCGUUUUGUAAAUAGAUAUACACUUGUUCAUCAUAAAACAUAAACAUUAAAGACAAAAUGUUUUGUCUUUCUCGUAAUUAUUUACAGAUAUUUUGUGUGCUCCAUGAAAACAUGAGGUUUCAUUUAAUGUUCCUUUUCAUAGAUAGCUUUAAAAUGGAGAAUUGAUUAUUCCUUUUUUUAUUCCUAGCUUAACCCUUUGCACUCAAAAGUUGACUUUGAGUCAUCAUUUGAUUUUUGAUGCAGUAAUAUUAUAAAGUUAAAUAUUUAAUAUUAAACUUUAUAUAAUGCAUCAUUAUGUGAAGUGUUCAAAUAAAAUAGUUUUGUUCCUCACUUUAUGUGUGAAUUAUCGUUAAGUUAGUAGCAAAAAACAUCAUCUACAUCUCAUCAGGAAAUGUUGAAUAUUUUUAGUGAAAAAGUUUCGAGUGCAAAGGAUUAAGAGUACUUUUUCUAUAUAAAUUACAAGUUUCAUAAUUUUUACAACGGUGAUUCUUAAAUAACUUGACUGCUUUAAAUUUUUCUUUAAAUUCAUAGCAUUUACAAGAAUAAUUUCUUUUUGUAUUUAAAUAUUGUUAAAUCUCAUUUACCAACUGUUAUCAUGUUCUCUUUAUUUACAAAUAAAAUAUUUUAGGUUACAUUACUUA